Messenger RNA from Taeniopygia guttata (zebra finch), 2208 nucleotides. The record is from RefSeq and is a predicted model, not a curated record. Lineage: Eukaryota; Metazoa; Chordata; Aves; Passeriformes; Estrildidae.
UCCAUUAAUGUGCCAGGCAUUUGCUUUACCAAAGGUACACAAGCUUCUGUGCUUGGAGAUUAAAUUGUUUAUGUUACCUGUUGACACUAUAAACUUAGCAACCAGGUUACAGGCACAAACCUCUGAGCUAAUUAAAAGUCUCUAACAACACAGAGGCCAGGCUUAGUGAUGCUGCCAGGGGAAGGAUAGCAACCAUUAGGAAGAGACAAAUAAAUAAAUAUUCAGUCUCAGUUGCCUUCCUGUGAACAUCACAACCUGCAGCACAAAAGUAUGUUGAGAGAAAUGGCAGGAAAAAGCUGUGUCUGUGAACUUAUGAAUGCCUGUUCUCGUUCUGACCUCGGAGUGAAACUGAAGCUUUUAUCUGCUUCUCUCAAUCUCUCCUCAUCUUGUAUUACUGUUUUUUAAUAAUGGUAUUAUUCUGUGAAAACUGUGGAGGGGGAAAAAAAUGGGCACUGAAAGCCUAUCUGCCUCUGUUUAGCUUUUCAACCUGCUUUUGCCUGCCUACUCUUCCAGAAGAUAAUGGCAGAUCCUUCAGUGGUGGAUCACCUGACACGACUGAAACUCAAACUCCUAGAAAAGAGACUAGAAAAUGAACAGGAGAACCUAAGGAAGAUGGACUUUUCUCUCCCAGCUGCAAGGAACAGACCCCAGGACAUUCUCCAAAGUGCCCUGAGGCAAAGGAAAGAUCUGCUGCAGGAGCUUAGGGAGCAGCACCUCCUGGAAGAGCUUUCACAGCCACCUGCAACAGAUGGGGGACACUGCCAUGACCACAGAGCUGCCCUCCCACAAAUCUACCAGAUCCCUUUUCCAGCUUCCCAAGGAGAGCCACCAAGGAUUAUCCAGCAGACCAUGCCAACUCAGCCUGCCACCAUCAUCCAGCAGCUGCCUCAGCCCUCCCCUCUGAUCACACAGAUUCCCCCAGCCCAGCCCUUUGCAGCCCCCCGCUCUGGGAGCAUUAAAGAAGAUAUGGUGGAGAUGAUGCUGAUGCAGAAUGCUCAGAUGCACCAGAUCAUGAUGCAGAACAUGAUGCUGAAGGCUCUGCCGCCGAUGCUGCUCACACAGCUUGGGGGGGCCAGCUCUGGCCCACUCCAGCACACACAGCAGGACCUGCAGCUUGCUGCUCCCCUGGCUGUGAGAGCAGAGAGGCCCAAGGCACCUGUGGUGCACCACCACCACCAUUACCCUCCCUCGGGGGUGUUCCCAGUGCCCCCCAGGAGCUUUCUGCCCACAUCCACAGAGCAGCACUGGACUGCCAGCUCUGCCCAGCCCACCUGCCUGCCACCACAAGGUGGCCCACAUACUGACAGUACAGGAUCCUCUGCAAGUGGACCAUAGCCUUUCUAAAACCAACAAAUCCUGCUGUUCUUCCUCAGCCAUUCACAUGUCUUUUUUUUCAGCAACAUAAAUCAAGCACUUUUCCCUCAUUUACUUUUCCCCAGAGGACAAGCUUUAAUCCACACCCAUGUUAUCCUGUUCUUUUUAGUUUUAUUUUUGACUUCUUAAAAGGCUCACUCAGAGUUUUUAUCAGGCAACACUUUUUCAUACUCUCAGCAGCCUGAUUUUGCUUAAUAUAGAAAGGUGAACAAUGAUUUUAUAGCACUUUCUCAAUAUCUUCCCACUUUCUGUUUUUAGAGUGGAGAACAUCUGUACUGGGUUUGCCUGGUGCAGUUUGUGAGUGAGUCUGAUUAAGAAAACCCAGGGACCUACAUUUUGUUUGUAAUGAAGAAAAGAUAGUUAACUAUCACUUCUGGAAGCUAAUCAUGUGCUGUCUGUGUUGCAAAAACAAUUAAUGAAUAAUUUAUUUACUAUGUAAAACCUACCUUGCUCUUUGCCCUCUCUGCUCUGUUGUCUUUGAGAUUCUUAUUGCUCUCUACAAGUUCUCACUUUUUACAACUACCUGAAAGAGGAAAUGGCCUCAAGUAGUGUCAUGGGAGUUUGGAUUGAAUAUUAGGAAGAAACUCUUAACUGAAAACAUUGUCAGACAUUGGAAGAGGCUGCCCGGGGAAGCACUUGAGUCCUGCCCCAUCCCUGUAGGUCUUUGACAGCCAUGAAGAUGUGGCAUUUAGGGUCAUAGUGGUGUGCUUGGCAGUGCUGGGUUAACAGCUGGGACUCUAUGUUCUUAGAGGGCUUUUUCUGCCUUAAUGAUUCUCUGAGACAAAUCUGCUGGGACCUGGCAGGUUAAGCAAUAAAUUGUAUUCAGUGAUACAA